This is a messenger RNA of Mizuhopecten yessoensis (Yesso scallop), 7156 nucleotides long. RefSeq names its product zinc finger protein 532-like. NCBI's taxonomy places the organism in Eukaryota, Metazoa, Mollusca, Bivalvia, Pectinida, Pectinidae. The transcript is spliced from 3 exons. The record is from RefSeq and is a predicted model, not a curated record. The coding region runs from base 126 to 5195 and encodes 1689 amino acids.
GUAAAUAAUGCACAUGGAUCGAUCAUUGUAUAUAUCGCCUGAAUUAUUUUUUGCAAAACGUAUGAUACACAGAGGACAUUCAUAUAGUUAUUAAUUAAUGACUGCAUCUUGACACAGAAACAGUGAUGGAUUCAAAAUCUGACGAAGUUGAUGGGAAGACAACAUCUGAAAAAGAGUUAGGAGUUGGAGAAAUACUGGAGGAUGUUACCAGCACAAACGUGACGAAAAUUACCUCUGGAGUGGAAGAUGUUGACAGGGUGACCAGUAGCACUUCUACGAGGACAAAUCAUUGUUCAGAUCAAAUUGAGGAGAAUGGCCAAAUUUCAGCGGAAUCUAAUCAACAAGCUGAGGCAUCUGUCAAUGCUGUGCAGUCUUCAUCAGCACCUGACCCAGUACCUGGUAACAAAGACGAUAUCUCCAUGGAAACGGACAGUAAGCACACUCCAGAAAGCAGCGAAGCUAACACAAUGGUAACAGAGCAUGCCCUAGCUGAUAGCACUGCAGUCGAGGAGCCCUGCUGUGAUGGAAGUGGAGAUACUGAAGGUAUCAGAUUGAGCCCUAAAGCCAAUAUUGAGACUGUAGAUUCUAGUGAUAAUAGACAGGCUACUGACAUCACCAUGGAGACAGGAGAUUCAGUAGCGGACUCCUCUUGUGGUCUUAGUCAGAUACAGAUUAUAUGUGUGCAGAGCAUGGCCACAGAUUCACUAGGGAUGGAGUUUGAAGACAGUAUACAGAUAUCUUCAGAAGACCAGCAAGAGACAGUGUGUCCUGUGACUAGUCAAAGGUCAGAGGUCACUGGAAUAGAAGAUACAUCUAGAAGUCCCACAGAACUAUUGAAGGUGACAAAAGAUGAUGAAAAUGCUAUGGCUUCAAGUGUCUGUGUAGAAGAGAGCCCCAGAAGUGAUGUAUCCACGUCAGCACAGAGCAAUGUUUCUUCAUCAGAGGCUCCUCAAAGUCAGGACAUCAAUUUCAAAGACAAUUUAUCUAGCAAAGACUCGGCAAUAUCAGCAGUAGCUAAAAGUGACAGUGACAUUACAAUAUCCACAAACAUUUUACAGCCCUCCACAAAACAAGUAGUGGUCACAUCACAGUCAUGGGUAGCCAACCAUGUCAUUGAUACCUCAAUAGAGACAGCUACAGACCCCAACAUCUUGUUAGAGACAACUAUCAUUGUACCAAACAUCUCGUCAGGCACAGCUAUAGCACCCGACAUCUCGUCAGGCACAGCUAUAGCACCCGACACCUCAUCAGAGACAGCUACAGACCCCAACAUCUUGUCAGAGACAUCUAUCAUUGUACCAAACAUCUCGUCGGGGACAGCUAUAGCACCCGACACCUCAAUAGAGACAGCUACAGACCCCAACAUCUUGUCAGAGACAUCUAUCAUUGUACCAAACAUCUGGUCAGGCACAGCUAUAGCACCCGACACCUCAUCAGAGACAGCUAAUGGACCGAUCAUUGGUACAAUCUCCAACCAAGAGGAUAAAGCUCCUUCACAAGAGACAAGCUCAUCAUCGCAGAGCAAAGGUUUGGAAAAUUCUGAGGAAUUGUCCAUAAACAGGCAAGACGGUGAGGUCACUGUGACUUCCAGUGUUCCAUUUACCCGAGUCAGGUCAUCAGGGGAGACAACUUCUCAGGUUGUGGACAACAGUGCCAUAAAAGCUUGUCUUGCUAGUGGCCCCCAAGUGCUAGCUGUUCAGGCUGGGAUAAUAGAAUCCCAAGAUAUCAGAAAGAGUUCAAUUGCUCAAAAGUUUAGCUCAUAUACUCUGAAAAAAGCCAGAAGUAUGCUGCAAUCUGCCUUAGAAACAAUGCCUAUUGUCAACAACCAUCCUCAGCUGCAGCAGGUAAACCAAACACUCUCCACUGGUAUGAACAACUGCAACUCGCCGCUGAAAGUCACGACACAUCCGUCUAAUAGACCCGAGGAACACGGAGAUAUAUUGGACAUACUUAAGACUCAUCAGAAGGAGGCUACUUCAGAAAUAAAAACGCAGGAAGCUUCACUUGUAAACAAAACUGCUGUAGCUGAAAAAUCUCGAAGGCAAGGCAGUAAUCAGAUAGCGAAGAAAUCUACAACGAAGAAGCCCAUAGUACCAAUCACAGGUGUAAGUGAGGAACCAAGUAUAAAACAGGAGCCAGCCGAUGGUUAUACUGGGUAUGGUUACAGUGAGCCAGCCAAAGAGGCCACCAACAGUGAAGGCUCCAGCCCCUCUGUUGUGAUAGAGAAUGUCCAGGGCAAUCAGGUGUCAUCAUCUAUCAACCAUAACAGUAUCAACUUGUUGUCAAGCCAGGUGAACCGACUUCCUACAGUAACGUCCAAUCAAAAUAGUCUCCUGCCUUCUGUAGCAAUGAUGAAUGCAAAUCCUACCCAUGUUUUGGGUACACUGGUCCCUUCCAACCCAGGGAGGCCGAUAGCUCACACUUUGAUGAGCACAACAAUCAGUGAUGUUACCAGACCUAAGUUUGUGCCUGUGAUGGCUGGCUUUGGUCCAGGUAAGGGCCCAAACAGGGUCACCAUUCGCCUCUCAAACACCACUGCUGUAACUCCCAGCUCUGUUUCUCUCUCUAGGAUGCCUAAACCCCAUCGGGCCCCUAGACCUAUCCAGCCUAAGGGGUCGGAGAUGCCUCAACCCAAGGCAACGACUGUUGCAGUUGCCAACAAAAAGGUGCACACCAUCUCCACACCAGCCUUGCUUCAGACUAAUGCUACCAUCAAGACCACCAUACCUCCCCCUAUGUCAGUAUCUACUAUCAAUAUCGACACGGUCGGCCUUCCACGCAUCACUGAACUCAUUGCAAGGAAAAAUCCCAUCCCCAACUACAAGGCACCAACUAUACCAGAGAACCUGAAGGGCGUGAUAAAGGAGGAAAGCUAUCUUUGUUAUGAGUGUGGAGACCUAUUCUUGAUCGAGUCAAGUCUGACACAGCAUCGAGGGCGAUACAGUAUGAAAAUAGCCUACAAAUGUGAUGAAUGCAACAAAGAAAAAUGUUUCUUCAAUAAAUGUCAGUUCCUUGGCCAUCUUCGUCAGCAUCUCAACAUCGAUAAAAGUCAGGCUGUCCCCAUCCAUAUAAAGUCUGACUCUAUCUCAAUAGCACCACUCCCUAAGAUCUAUGAAUCGCUUAUAUUUCAGACAUCUGUACCAACAAAAAAUGCUGAAGAAAAGAAGAGUCAACAAGACGUUGUCAAAGAGGCACCAUCACCAAAAAAGCGUUGUCGGGAGUGUGGUAUGCAACUGACAAUGGAGGAGAGGACUCGCCACUUCAACACAUCCUCCACAAACUGUGACUUCUGGAAUUGUUGUAACAUCUGUCAGAUGAUUUUGCCUUCUAUCUGUGCACUGAGGGCUCACCGUCGUCUCCACACUGACCCAGACAGCUCCAACUGCCCCGAGUGUGGGGAACAAUUCUUCAAAGAAGUCAUAACAUACAAAGAAAAACCACUUGAUUCUAGGAGUGCCUUUAUUCAGCACCUAAGGUACCAGUGUUGUCACAUCAGUCGUAUUGCCCAAAUGCAAUGCCCUAAGUGUAAGGAUAUGCUGGAAAGUGGCCCGCAAAUAAAAAAUCAUGUUCUUGCAAAACUUGAUCAGUAUUACAAAUGUCAAAUCUGCCCAAUGGCCUUCAGAACAGCUGCAGGGUUUGAGCGACACUUCGUUAGUCAUAAGAAAGGAAACCCAGUAAAGAAGGACUACAAACGUAUAUAUAAAUGCCAUAUUUGUGACACAGUGCUAGACGAUAUAACAGUGCUUGAGGUACACAUAGCAGGUCACGUGAAGGAACUCAAAAGAGCCUGCACAUACGGAUUCGUGUGUAUAGAUUGCCGACAGGUGUUCCCCAGUAAGGAGGACCUGUCUAAGCAUAUCACGGAGAACCAUCCUCGGAUAGCUAACAAGACAAUCUGUGUCAAGUGUAACAAGUCAUUUGGUAAUAUUUACGAGUGCUUCGUCCAUGACCUGGUAAUGCAUCGCAGCUCUGUGGUCCCGGAAUACAGGCCAUGUAAGUUGUGUGGCAAUGUCAUGGAAAUUGAUGAGUUCCUGUCUCAUCCCUGCAACAGGAGGAAGACAAAGGAGAAAUAUGUGUGCAACUUUUGUGACAAAGAGAUCUUGAAAAAGAAGCACCUGACAACACACAUGGAGUGGCACAAGACUAACGGAGCUGCAGUGUGUUUAAAGUGCUUUAGGACAGACUUCUCCGACAUGACCGAGUUAAAAAAUCAUGAAGUAAUAUGUUCUGGUUCUCAGCAAACUCAGGCCAAGCCUACAGAACAAUGUGUUGAUUGUAAACUAGAAUUUUUGGAUAAGGGUACACUUGAGAAACAUCGAGCACAGAACCAUCCCGAUUUGUUCCCUUGUCACCUGUGUGGUGAUACCUAUCAGAGUCAAGAUGACCUGAAGAAUCAUGUGACUGUGAAACACGUUGCUAAGAGAAAUGUGUAUCCCUGUCAUAUCUGUAACAGUCGUGGCAUUAAGAAAGCAUUCUCAUCUAACGCUCUUCUAGAGAAGCACCUGUCAUGCCGCCACAGACAAGGAAGGAACCCUGUCAUGUCCCAGAAAUUUAUCAAACAAGAGGAUGAAGAGUCGUCUGGGGACACGGAUCAAGACAAAGAGGAAGUGGAUGAUUCCAAGCGCAAACAUGAGGAAGUAACAAACUCUGACCAGCCAUUCAAGAAGCUGAGAGUUGAAGGGGAAACCAGAUUCACAUGUGCAAAGUGUUCAUUGACUUGUGAGGACAGAGCAACAUUUCUCAAACACCUGGUAGAUCACAAGGUCGAAAACUUUAUCCAGUGUAUGGAGUGUGGCCUGUCGUUUGCUGUUCUGCCGUCCCUCAGGAAACAUCUCUUUAUGGUUCAUAAGGUCAAGGACUUUAAAAUGUAUUGCCAAGACAACGACGUUAAGGAGGCGAUGGAUGUAGAUUACGACAGAGAAAUCAAGGAUAUUCCACCUGUGCCGGAAAUGGAAGUUGUACACGAUAGUGAUUCAGUGGAGGAGGAGGACAGUACCAGGAAUCCUCUCGAAUGCCGUGUCUGUAAACUCGUGCUCGAGUCAGAGGCUGACCUUCGCACUCACACGCGAACACAUGGCAUGGCUUUUAUACGCAACAAACGCAGGAAUAAGAUGGUUCCGUCGGCGAAGAUCAGGCCUCCGGAGAUGAAUGGUGUUGACACUGAUGGAGACUCCUCCUCUCUCAGCUUAGACUAGAAGAGUUGACAAACCAUCUCCUGUUUUCUGGCAUUACCUACAAAGAUUGGGUUUAAUAUCGUAUUUUACAGAUGCUCACUAAUCACUUCUGGAAGGUAGAUGUAUUUGAUAUCUUUUUAAUGACUUAUGAAUCCAGGGAAGACAGCUACACAUAUUUGUUUUUCUCUCAUACCGGAAAUCUUGGAUUUGUGUUCAAUUGAUUUCAAAAAGCUACAAUUUCCGCACCUAUAUGAAGUUUAAAUGAAACUAGCUAAUUACCACAUUUUGUCAGAGACAACUUUUAUGCUAACGGUCACUUGUUUAUCUUGUUUUUUGGGGGGGGGGGUUGUUUUUUUUUAAGACAAUUGGGAGAAUAUAUAUGUAGCUGUCACAGAGGGGUGUCCUUCUGUCUGUACAUAGCGAUUUCCGGAGGAUAAUUUAAGAACAAAAUAUCAUACAAAGUUCAAACAUGGAGUGUGUGCUGACCUAGUCGAUGCUAAUUAGGACCCUAGUAAUAUUUGGUGUGGUCACCAUAGCUAAAAAUAAUUUUGCUUGGUUGUGGCUUGUCCAGAUGAGCACUUACAUGAUUGCAUACAUUAGAUUUGGUGUGUUGGCUGAUGUGAUCUAGUGGAUGCUUUUUAAGGACCGUAUUGAGUUUCGGCAUGGUCCACCAGAUGUCAAGGUCACCAUUGCUAAAAGUAUCAUUUUUUCUGUUCUGAAUGAUACCUCGAAAAUUUGUUAUUGCAACAAAGGUCAAACUUGAUGCAUGGAUAUAUAGCCCUUUUGGAUGAAAAGAACCCUAUUGAUUUUGGGCUGUCUUGCCAGAGGUAACCAUUGCUAAAAGUUAAAUGUUCUUUGGUUGUGCUUGUCAAUAUGAUAACUUAAGAAUGAAUGACCUUAGAAAGAUUGGACAAAAUUUACAUUUCAUAUGAAGAGAAUAGGUAGCAUGUCUACAUAUGAGUUUCCUGUCCUUCUGGAACACAAAUCCAUGACGAGUCGAUGGCAAAUCCUACAUAUGACUUUUUUUGGGAUAUGUUGUCCCCGGCUUCUUUCAUGCUUCUAUGAAGAAUUUUCUUCUGGAGAGGGGGCUUGUGAGUUUUGUUUCUUUGCAAUAAUGUAGGCUUUUUGGCUUUGUACAUUGUAUGAUAUUAAUGGGACCACAUAUAAAUGACCAAAGGGGUAAUAACAUGAUACAGGACUUUACUAAUUAUGCAUAAUUGUUAUGAUAGGACAUAAUGUUGAUCUUGUGUAUGUGGCUUACUUAUUGCUGUGGCUUGUGGUGUUCAGGUUUGUGAGGUGUAUAAGCACUGCCAAAUGACUACACUGAGUUGUCAGGUGUACAACUGUUUAUAAACCAAGUUCCCAAACAUGAUGUCUAUAUAGGAAUGUUAUUUUCGCAAGGACAGCUUCAGCAAAAGGGAAAAAUUUUGAUAUGACUUUUCAUAUGAAUUUAAGUUGUAAAUUGGCUUUAGUGUAUAUUACGUUGCAUGGCCAUAUUGCUACAGUCCCCUACAUCUUUGAAAUUUGCAAUGUUCCAACUUUUUGUGGGGUAAGCAAUUUCAAUCUCUCGUUACUUUUUGAUAAGAUUUUCAAAUGUAUAGGUCUUGUACAUUAUUGGACUCAGACAUUUAUUAACACGUCAUUACAAGGACGUGUUUAGAUGAAUUCAGUUUGUUUGUAGCGGGACUGGGAUGGUCGAUCGGCGGCAACCAGGUAUCUUAAUUGAUUCCAGUGUCAAGAGUUCAGAAGUCCCAGGUUUGAAUCCCAGUCUGGCCUUGCCAUUUUCUCUCUCCUAUAAAAUAGACAUAUAUUUCAUGUGAAUGUUGAACGAGUUGUGUAUAAACUCCUAUAAAAUAGAUAUACAUUUCAUGUUAAUGUUGAACGAGUUGUGUAUAAACUCUUUUAACUUGCAAACAUUUAUUAGCUCACCUGGCACGAAGUGCCAAGUGAGCUUAUGCCGUGGCGCGGCGUCCGUCGUCCGU